Molecule: messenger RNA, 9344 nt
Organism: Ostrinia nubilalis (European corn borer)
Lineage: Eukaryota; Metazoa; Arthropoda; Insecta; Lepidoptera; Crambidae
Product: homeobox protein ESX1-like
Exons: 2
Coding region: 332-1093 (253 amino acids)
Source: RefSeq, a predicted model, not a curated record
UACUUCAAUACGAGUAAUAAAUAAUCUAAAUUUUUUACUGUGUGAUACUAGUGAUGUGAAAUAGCAUAGGAUAAUAGAAUAGGUAUUAUUGAACUACGCUUUUUUGUUUUGAUCAUGUUUUCCAUGGUAAAAAACAUGGAACUCUGUGUCCUUUUUCCAUCUUUUCAGCUUUGUUUCUGUCAAUAAAAAUCAGCCUAUUGUUGUAAACACAAUAGGAAAUGCUUUCAUUGUUUCACCAAGCGAGCCCACAUCAUAUUGUUUCAAAAUCAUCGAAUGCAAUGACACUAGUGAGUUCACAAUCAAGACUGUGAAUAUAUGUGAAUUUCAUAAAAUGACUGCUGCUACUCUUUUAAAGGUAAUAUUUAUAGUAGCUUUAGCUACAAAUUCGUUAUGUAACAUUGGUGGACUCACUUACAUGGACCCAAUGAACUACGAGCCGCUUCCAACGCCCCGUGGGGAAGACCCUUGUAACCCACUUUACUGGUAUCCAAAGGAAAUUCCGGAAUAUUGUUACAUUAAAAUGGAAACACCUCAACCUCCAGUCGCUAUACCACAACCCGUACCAGUACCAAUACCAAUACCAGCGCCGGCUGUUGUUGUACCAGCACCUCUUCCUCUGAUGCCUCCGUCAAGGAGGAUGGAACCAGCAGAGCUUCCAGCGCCGGUACCUCUAGGGUCACCACCUCCAGGGCUACCACCUAAAGGGAAACCACCGAUAUCUAUACUACCUCCACCGCCGUUACCCUAUGGAGUGCCGAUCGCUCCAACCAAUCCCAUGUUGCCUGUAGCUGGCAUACCUUAUUCUCAAGUGCCACCACCAUAUCCUUACCCACAAUUCCCACCAGGUCCUUAUCCGGAUCCUUACGCAUUGCAGCGCCCCGGAUUGGGAAUGGUCCCGGGUAUACCCGGAAUUGUCUCCCGCGAUGGAGGUAUCAACGUUCUACCCUUUUCUGAUGCUUACUCGGAUAUUCUUGAAAAGCGAAAGAACAAAUUGCUAAGAAGACGGCUAAAGAAGGUCUUAGAAGACUACGAAGACUACCCGAGGUGGAGACGCAGAAGGCGUAGGAGGCAUAGAAGUAGGAUGUUUGAAUAGCUAACUGGUUAAGUAUUAAAAACCUUGGUUAUUCAAUGCCAAAAUUUAUUUAAAUAUAUUUUUACAGUAAUAAUAACAGUUAGGUACGUACUCUAGUUUUAUAAUACGAAAAUGUUAUUAAAUAUUUGUCUACUCGAAGACAUUACUAAAAUCUAAUUCUUACAAUAAUGGACGGACUUUCUGAGGGUCUCAUUUAUAUACAUAUAAUUCUUAGACUAAAAGUAAUCUAGGUGUAUAAAUUGUAAAACUGUGCCUAUCUCGAAAUACACUUAACUAUAUUAAUACUUAAUUAAGAUUUUAUUAAAACCAUACAAUUGAUUGCAAAGUGUAAACUAAAUUUUAAUUUACUAGCUACAAUUUGUUAAGUACAUGUUUGCCACUAGAGAGUGUUAUUUAUAAAUCCCAACUCUAUUUUAUAAUAAUAUUAUAAAAGUUAUAAUAUCAUAAUAAACUCAUUCUUAAUUAUCCCUAUUAGAUCGCAUUAGAUGAUUUAAAACACCGGAUUCAGUCUCAAUUGCGCGUAUCAAUGAUAUCAUAUCGGUCGUUCAAUGCCAGAGAAAUAAAAUCACAAAUAAAUAUUACCUAAUACCUGAACAAUUAUGAACCAAAUUAAUUUCAUAUUGGAUUUCCGGGAAUCAAAUUAAUAAUCAGGGCCAACCUUUGAGUUGGGAGAGCCAAAGGACAUUAGGUACAGUUUUUCAUUUGGUUAUUACACUGGUUUGAUUGAAAUUGCCAUAUGUACUGAUGACUAGUUGACCAGGAUAUUGCAAUGUACCUACGAUUUAAUGUUUGACACUUAUUGGUGACUAAUCACAUAUAGAUCUAGCGCUUAUCUCAGUGCUUGAGGUAUGGGAGCGGCACGGGAGGUUUAUCUGACAGAUAAUAUGACUUUGUCAGCAAAGUGAAACUGUUGUAACUACUAAUUUAGUUUUUAACCUAUGUCUUCAGUUUUAUGGCUCCAAAACUUAAAUGUUACAAAUACUAGACAAUAAAAGAAUCCAGUCAUAAAUCCUCAAAAAGCUGGAUCUUUAGCAUUUGUCAGAGCACUGUUUAACGAAACAGUUGCCAGAACAUCGGCUACUCGCAAGCACAACAAUAUUUGCUGAGCAAGCGUAGUUCGAGCACCAGACGUUUAGUACACAUUUGAGCCGAAUCCCAAACCGAAUCUGAAGUAUUAUUCUGCUAUACGUGUUCUGUGUUUUCCGCUCUAUACGCCUCUCGUUUUCUCCCUUGCAAAAUAAGCGAGACAAAUAGAAGAGGAUGUGGAUUCAGCUUUUCAGAGUGGACCCCUUGUGGUCAACACAGCUCAUGCGGCUGGACACGUAGGUACUCUCGCACAUUGUGACUCCGAUAUCGCAUCAUGCUUGACAGGGUACACUACACGUAGCGUCGAUUUACUUUAAAUGUAUGCUGGAUUUUCGCUGCUUUUUAGCUGACUUCAAAAAGAAGGUGGUUAUCAAUUCGAUUGUAUGUUUUUUUAUUGAUUCGUGUUUGAAACCAUCCAUUCUCGCGAUCAAUUAAAUAGAUUGCAAAUACGAGUAAUAUAUUAUAAUAACAAAAUUAAAUACUAUAAUAAUAAAAACUAAAACAGCUGGUAUGUGCGUGGCGUGGCGUUUGCAUACAAAGUCAAUUCGCUAUGCAUUUUGUAAGCAGGCAGGCUUUUUUUAUUUCUCACAUUUCAGUAGCCUUGGCAUUAUCAAAUCAAUCAGUGCUUUUCUUUAACAAAAAUUUCAAAAGAUACCUAAGAUAAAGACGUUAGAUAUCUCAUGACGUCUUUGGUCAUGUUAGAACGACACGCAGAGUCCCAUACAAGUAACUAUAGGCGGGUGACAUUUGACGUCAUGCUCAGCUUUUUGUUUCCAGUCCUAUUUAAAUGCUAGCUUUUCAUAAGUUUAUUUAGGUAAAGCCCGGUCUAUGAGCACGUAGAAUUUUGUCCAAUGACCCCAAGCUACAACAUAAUUACGCGCGAGCGAUAAAGAUGGGUAGCUUGGGGUCAUUGGACAAAAUUCUACGUGCUCACAGACCAGACUAUAUGUAUACAUAAAUUAACUUUUAAAAUCGAUGCAUAUUUCCCUAUUGCGUCAUUAUCGUGCCCAGCAAGUAAAGUACACCUUUUCACAUAGCUACGAUGUUGCAUGAAGCAUGUAAGUACAGGGCUUGGUUUCCCGACAAAAACUGGCAAUUUUUCAAACAAAGCCGUAUGCAAACAAGGUGUAUAUAAUUAUCUAGUAAUCUAGUCAACCUAUCUUUUUAUGGUAGGUGAAGCAAUGUUGAUUAUCUCUGUUUGAGUUGAUAUUUAUCAAACUAUAUUUAAAAAACUGCCAGAUACCGUGGACUAUUACGUGUAUGCAUCGUCGUGAAUAAACUAAUUAUGAAUCGAUCACGCCUCCUGCACGUUGUAGCAUUGUAAAUGUUUUGCUAUGUUGUUACACUUCACGUAACGUCAUGCCACGCCACGCCCAAUCCCACUGUCUGUCAGAGGCUUAACGGUUACCUCGAAUUACCUUACCUAAUGGAAUGUUUCGUAUGGACGUAUGAAGUUACACUAAUAAUACUUAAAAAUUACACGUAAAUUACGUAACACAUAAGCCCGUAUUCACAAACAUUACUAUGAGGUCUCACAGUGCGGGUGGACGCACAGGGUGACACACGAACCAAUCACAGAGCUCUAUUCAACGCUGUGGGAUCGGUUUGCUGAUUCACUUAAGCAAGCAUCGUGUGUGAAUACGGACGUUAAUAUCUUUCCUUUUAAAUAUUAAACAUACCUAAUAUGUCUAUUACAAUCAAGUAAUCUCUAAUUUAUUAGCUAAUGUGAUGUGUUUUAUAGUGAAGUUUUUAAAAUCUCCUGAUUAAAGAAUUUAAGAUAAAAUUAUCUAAUUUAUAAAUCCGCACUCAAUCUUUACUUCCUCUGCGAUCGCAAUGUAGUAUCCAUUAGCCUAAAUAGUUAUCAAUAUCAUAGCAACACAACAUCAGUAAAAGAAAAAAAUAAUAAUAGAAAAUGUUUAGGCAUACCUACCUACUGAUCUAUCCCACUUUGAUCACCUGGAUUUGGUUACCUAGGUAAUCUUAGUGUGUCACCUGGAGUCCACUUUGAUCACCUGGGUGAUCAAAUCCAGGUGAUCAAAGAGGAUACCUACCUACUACAUAAUGAAAGCAACAGAGCAUACUAAUCCCUUCAAAUUGCAAUAUUAAAUUAUAGCAAUAAUACAGCAACACUAAGUAAUUACAGGGAAAACAUUUGUAUUUCGGUUUAUUAUUGUAAGUUGCGAUGUUUGUAAGCCGAUUUGAGAGAGUAAUUAGAGCUAUUCCAUCAAAAUCCGGCACAUUGCAAUCGAAAAUUAUUACCUACAUCAUUUACGAUUUGAUCCACUUCAAAAGGAUAUAUUUGAAGAUUCCUGGUAUUGGGAAAGGUAAAAUCGAACGUUGCUAAGGGCCGAUUUUUCAAUCGUCGGAACUUUUAAAUGAAGAAUAAGUUUGGCUCAUUGACAGUUGCAGUAUGGGAGAUAUGUCAAAAUAACAAGUUUAUUCUUCAGAUAAAAUAAUAUGUGAAGAUUGAAAUUCAGCCCUUAGGGCUUUAUAAAAUGAAUGUGCUCUUUAUAAAAUGUUUACCGAAAAAUUGUUGCGCACUUUUUUUUUCUUUGGAAAACGUUUACUUAACGUUAAAAAACUUUUUAGUUAUGUAAGUUCUCAAAUGGAAUUUCUACGUAGGCCGAAAGUUUUGCUAAUAAUGCGUACUUCGUAGAUAGAUUUAAUAACAUUAAAUAUUUUAGAACAUGCCAAUUUUGUUUGACAUUUAUUUAUUUUUGAGAGCUUCUUUUCCUCUAAUGGAUUUUAAUGCCAAAUGCCUGUCAGUAAGAUAAAUACGCUUUCAAUAAGAUUUAGAUGUAGUAAACAUAGUAAGUAGUUACUUAAAUUUGGUAGCUGUAUCGAGCGAGAAAUUUAUAGAAGUCAAUACAUCUUUGUCAUAACUUCUACCUUCAAGAAAUACGCCAACACUUGACUGAAAUAUAAACCAGUUAAGCUCAUGUCUGACAAUAUUUAUACAGAUAAUAAAAGUCUAGAAAGUGUUAUCGCGUAGGUUUUUACUGGAAAAAGUAAAAAUACUAAGUGUCAGUCCUGGAAUACACGAUCAAUAAAUUAUUUUGCAGAAUAGUUGCCUGAAAGUGUAUGUAACGUAUGAAGGAGAAAACUACUCAGCAAGGUAAGUUUAGUAAAGUGAUCUACUUUCACACAUCAUAUCACACUAAUAUUAUAAAGGCGAAAGUUUGUGAGUGUGUGUGUGUUUGUUACUUCUUCACGUCUAAACGGCUGGAGUGAUUUUCAUAUUUGGCACGGAGUUAGCUGACACCCUAGAUUAGCACAUGGGCUACGUUUUACCGCGGGUAACACCGCGGGGCACAGCUAGUAGAUCAUGAUUGCCUAGACGGUUAGGAAUCUAUUUCUAUAAAAGCUAAGUUAUAUAAUACAUAAAUUGUGUUUUUUUCUUGUCAAAAGCAUGUCUAACAAUGAAAAUUACAAAAGCAAUAUCGCUGAUACUCUGAAAGCACUUUCAGUAUUUCUAGCAUUUUCUUCAGUCUCUUGAGACGUCAUACCGACAAGUAAUUUCCAAUGAACUUUGUUGGGAGCAAUAACAAUACAUAAUAUCGUAGACGCAGAACGCAAUGAGUGUUUACAUUAUUUGAUUUAUUUUCUUGGUAUUGCAAAUAAAAUUGUACGUUAUUGCUUUAGAAUGAAAAUCGUUCGCAAUAAAAUUCACUCUUAAGAUUUCAUCAUGUAUUGCGUGGUAUUGAAAUACUGAUUUUAUUUAUAUACCUUGUAGAAUAUUACAUACGCCUGCUUAUAAAAAAUUCCAGUUAAACCCCCCAAUAACAUAUCCCUAGUUAAGACACCUUACAUUAUAUAGAUUACAUUAUAGAUUCAUAAGUACAAAUAUAAAUACAUAACUUUAUUAACUGAAUUAAUUGGUUUAAUAUCGCUAUCAAUUAUUGCUCUCUUCGAGAUUCAAACCCGCAACAUAUUUGUGAUCUUUGUAUUCUAUUAAUUAUCACUAUUACGGAAUUUGGCAACAAAACACUUUUAUAAAGGUACAGAUAUUACCCUCCCUAAGAUUGUAUGUAAUCUAGUAACUCGAUGCGUCCUUGGUUCUAUCUCAAGCUUUUUUAAUUACUUAGUUGCAUUUAAUUGUAGCUUUUUAUGAAUUUGAAUUAGACUAAACAUAAGUUGUGUUAAGUGUCUCUACUAAUGUAUUUGACAGUUUCAAAAAUUUUAAAGUACAUUGUUCAGAAUCUGAACUGCCAACGGAUCUCCCAUAUAGUUUGUAGUCAUGCUAUGAUGUCACUUUUUCGCCAACUAAGUAGGUACGCUAUGAUUGUUUUAAUUUGUAGGUAUUUAAGUACUUUUUCCACCCCAACACCGGAAACAUUAAAUGUGUGUUUUAUUACAUAAUUAUUGGAUUGUAUUAACAAAAACUACGCAAUAAAACUAGUAAUGAUAAUUAUUUGAGGUAGUAAAUUGUAUAGAUUUGCACAAAACAGCGGGAUGCCCUAUUUUAUGUAAAUUAGACAGAAAAUUAUAAUAAUUAUAGUUAACACAUUGAUGCCAUGUCUAUCGGUCAUGGGGUGGGAUUUUCAUAAGAAACAUUUUCUGGUAGCCAUGAAAAAAGCUUAGCAUGGUAGGGGACAGUACAUUAAGCAAUAACAAGAAUAUUUUCCUGUUCAUUAAUUACUUUUCCUGUGGACAAUACUUAUCGCAACUAUACAUAUAUUUCGUGUACCUGUUCUGCCAUGUUAAUCCAUGAAGUUUUUAACAGAAGAGACACUUUUCGAUGUUUAGAGCAAAAUUCCUGUUGCUGCAGCCACGUACAGUGCAGUAACAGGAUAAAUUCCUCAAAUUCCCAUGUGCUCACCCGAGCGUAGUUUCAGAAAUUCACCCUAAACUGCUAACAGCGUAACAGCUAACUCUUUGCCUCGUGUAACCAGCUCAUGCCCUGAUUCAGUUAACGCGACACCAAACUUCAAAUAUCGCCCCUAGCAGUUUUAAAAAUCUACACGUGCAAAUUGUAAAUCACUUGCAUAUUUAAUUUUCACAGUAGAAUUUUACCUUAAGUUGUAACUUCGGGGGACGUAUCCUUGAAUCGCAUUUAAACAAAUUCGCACAUAAAUUCCUAGAAACGCCUAUUUUUGAAAAAUCGUUCCAUGCAACCUGUGGUGAAACGUAGCGUAUUUUGAAUUUGGAAGAAAUCAUGAUAUUGACAAAUGAAGGAUAUAUCAGAAAAGCAUCUGACAUCAAUAACUCUAAGCACAAUCCAGUUCAUGGAAUAUUUUAACCAAAAACCCGGUAAAAGCGACUUAUUCUAUUGACUUCCUGAUUUCAAUCAUAAAAUUCCCCAUAAGACUUGUUUGCAAGCUCGUAGUCAAGAUGAAAUUCGAACGGUUCAAAAAUACUUUUUCUGAUCGGAAUUAGGUACAGCCAAAAAGUUCGCAACACGUCUUUGUUACAAUUGGAAUAAGUUUGUUAAUAAUACCAAUUUGAUAACAUAAACUGUGCACACUGAUAUUGGUAACAAUUUAGGCAGAACAUACAACAAACAAUAGAAUAACAUGGAACUAUUCAAUUUGAGCACCUUCACCGUUUAACAAAUAAAGCAUGAGUGGGAUUUAUACUCGUACAAUAUUAAGAUUAUAAUACUAAAGACAAAACUAACAUUUUCCAGUCGAACUUUUAGCUACCAUCAUCAACAUAACAUAUUAAACUCUUACACAAUUUUAAUAUCAAUAAAGUUAAUAUAUAACCUAACGUAUUUAAACAUUUUGCGUUGUUAACACAUAAGCUUUCUUAUACAGUGUGUUAGUCGACUGUGUUUAUCUGUAUUUUGGUACUUUUGUGCAUUUAAAUAUUUUGUUAAAACCGAAAUUACAGUAGGUAGGCACUGUUAGUUUGUUACACACUGUAUGAGAUAUAACAAACACAAAUAAUUUAAAACAAUCACAAUACCCAAUUCCACUACACUAAAGAAAACUACCUCAGCUAUGCUGAAAACAUUUAUUAUAACCCGAGUCGAACUCGAUUCGAAAACUACUUAUCAUUAACAUAAUCACUCAAUAUUAUUCCUAGUUUCUGCCAGAUCACCAGUAAGUACAAUACAACUUACUAAUCUAAACAUUUAUAUGAAAAAUCCAUUAAACAGCGCUAUAUUUGAUGAACAAGUAUAAAGUUACAACGUGAGGUUAUAGAAAUAAUAAUAAAUUACUAAUAAUACAAAUCAUGUUAUGAAAUAAGUGUAAAACAAUGAUUCUUGUUCUCUGGCAAAAACUUGUAUAAGAUAACAUUAUGUUUGCAAUUUUAUAACUAUCUUAGCCAAUGUUAUUGCUGUAUGAAUACACGCAAAGCAUCCAUUGUAGAUGCGGAUAUAGUACGUUUAAGAUAUAACUAAAUAUACAAAAAACAAUUAAAUACUACGACAAUAUCGUGCUACUGCUUUCCGUUUGAAACAAUCUCAACUUUGUGUAAUUUAAUUUUUUCAAAUCAUUUUCUUAAGAAUCAGUCAAUACAAACCCAAAUCCUGCAGGAUUAUUCAUCACAUGUUGAUCUACAUUCAAGAUCGGGUUCGUAUCAAACUAAAAUUCAAUUUUGUGCUUAUUCGAGUGUUUUUGGAAAGGCUAUUUGACUACAUCGAUGAUUUCAUUUAUUUAAAAGCUGAUGACGUCAGUGAAGUUCUAACAGUGCGUAAGUGAUUUUUUGACUGUUUUAACAAUUUGAUGCCAUUAGAUGAAGAAAGACCGCGUGCUUUUUUCCGACCAAUCUCCUGUAAAAUGCACAUUUUUGACUUACGCCCUGUUAGAACUUUACUGACGAAAUGCAAGUUAGUCUGUCAUCGACUGUACCACGCUAUAUUGUUUAUAAAGCGGUUUUAGACAAAGACAAGAAGUUCUCGAUGAUGAAAUUUAAUGAUCUAGGACGGGGGGUUUGAGAAACUAGUCAAAUAGCCUAUUCAGACCUUUUCAGUAUUAUUUAAAUCUAUCUUAACCAAACAGAUCAAAGUAAAUUGAAACAAUAAAUAACGUACAUCUAUGAUUAUGACAAUAUUGUGAUGCUACUGUGAUAGUAUAAGACAUAAUAUGAUAUGUAUUUCAACCCUACAAUAUUAAAUUAAUGUUAAAAAAACUGAGCUUGGAAAAAUACUAGCUAAUUUAAAGAAUGUGAUGAUGGGUAUUUCGUGUGACGUUAUUAUAUUUAUUAAUACUAACUACAC